Molecule: messenger RNA, 1230 nt
Organism: Acanthamoeba castellanii str. Neff
Lineage: Eukaryota; Discosea; Longamoebia; Acanthamoebidae
Exons: 4
Coding region: 1-1230 (409 amino acids)
Source: RefSeq, a predicted model, not a curated record
AUGCGCUUCCUUGCUCUAGUGCUUCUCAUCUCGAUCUUGGCCGCCCUCUGCGCCGCUCAGCCGUGCCCGGUUGAGAUCAAGCAGACGAUGAUGAGCUCGUUCGUGGAGGACGGCCGGUUCAGCUCCCAGUGGCGCGUCGAGCUCUCCCCCGGUCCGCGCAUCAUCGUGCGCGGCAUGGAGGGCGCCGGCUCGUCGUCGCUGUCGUCGUCGCCCUCGUCGGCCAGCGCCGCCUUCUACCGUCUGCCCAAGUCGCUCGGCCUGGCCGGCGGGCUCAAGUCGGGCGAGUCGCACGUGUUCGAGUACAUCGUGCGAGGGACGGCGCCGGCCAUCGUCGCGUUGGCCUCCGUGUCGUGCGCCGCCAGCGAGGCCGACCACUCGUCGUCUUCGCUGCCCUUCUACGCCGGCCCGUGGUUCUCCUUCUUCAACAAGAACAACAAGAACGAGAUACAGAACGAGAACAACAAGAAGGCUAGCGAUGAAGUGCCGCCGGCUAAGUCGAACAAGUGCGUGAUCAAGGUGGAGCAGCUCGGCCGAGCCCUGCAGGAAGGCGGCAGCUGGACCGAUGGCGGGUUCGUCUACCGCACGUACGACCUCAAGAUCACCAACCUGGGCCAGCAGCCCUACACCUGGUCCCUCAUCAAGGUCCACCUCGCCCCCAACGAAGAGCUCUACGAGUGGUGGAACAUGGUGCGUCCGACCGCGACCGAGCCCGUGCUCAAGGUGGUGACCAACGGCGGUCUGGAGUCGGGUCGCUCGAUGACGGCCGGCUACGUCGUGCGCGCGCCCGAGGAGGUCGACGCCGCGUCCGUGGUGGACCCCCAGCUCUCGCUGAGCAAGGUCUCGUGCGUCGGCUCCGAGUCGUUGGCCGACCUGCAGCCCCGCGUGUUCUGCCGGGCCAACGUCAACAUCACGGCCCGCGCGGGCUUGAAUGAUCGCAGCCGCUGGUCGGACGGCGACUACCUCUACCAGGUCUACGACCUCAAGGUGGUCAACAUGGGCGGCCGCCUCAUCACCGACGCCCGCAUCAGCCUGGCCCUUGCGCCCGAGGCCGAGCUGGUUCAGUGGUGGGAGGUCAACCGGCUGGGCGCCUCGUCAAGCGUGUUCCACCCGGGCAACCCGAUCCGCGUCGAUAGCGCGCUGACGGGGGGCGUCAUCGAACGCGUCCCGCUCUCGGCCCUGGGCAACCACCACCCGAUCCGGGCUCAGGUCGACUCCAUCUCCUGCGUCUGA